Gorilla gorilla gorilla (western lowland gorilla) is the source of this 3007-nucleotide messenger RNA. It is a transcript of the gene PNISR, whose product is annotated as PNN interacting serine and arginine rich protein. The record is from RefSeq and is a predicted model, not a curated record. Bases 245 to 2689 code for a protein of 814 amino acids. The transcript has 13 exons. NCBI's taxonomy places the organism in Eukaryota, Metazoa, Chordata, Mammalia, Primates, Hominidae.
UUAUUAUUCUUUACUUCCGGGUGAGACAAAUCGGGCGCCAUCUUGUCUUGUUCCCGAAGAAGUAGAAGCAUCGAAAGCGUUGGAGAGGUGUUACCGGAACGGCGGCGACAAGGGUGUUCCCGAACUAGAGUGGGGCAUACAUAAUCUUGCUGCUAUGCUUCGAAGCUGUAGUCUGAAUCAACCUAAGUUUUAAACAGAAGGUGAACCUCUGAGAUAGAAAAUCAAGUAUAUUUUAAAAGAAGGGAUGUGGGAUCAAGGAGGACAGCCUUGGCAGCAGUGGCCCUUGAACCAGCAACAAUGGAUGCAGUCAUUCCAGCACCAACAGGAUCCAAGCCAGAUUGAUUGGGCUGCAUUGGCCCAAGCUUGGAUUGCCCAAAGAGAAGCUUCAGGACAGCAAAGCAUGGUAGAACAACCACCAGGAAUGAUGCCAAAUGGACAAGAUAUGUCUACAAUGGAAUCUGGUCCAAACAAUCAUGGGAAUUUCCAAGGGGAUUCGAACUUCAACAGAAUGUGGCAACCAGAAUGGGGAAUGCAUCAGCAACCCCCACACCCCCCUCCAGAUCAGCCAUGGAUGCCACCAACACCAGGCCCAAUGGACAUUGUUCCUCCUUCUGAAGACAGCAACAGUCAGGACAGUGGGGAAUUUGCCCCUGACAACAGGCAUAUAUUUAACCAGAACAAUCACAACUUUGGUGGACCACCCGAUAAUUUUGCAGUGGGGCCAGUGAACCAGUUUGACUAUCAGCAUGGGGCUGCUUUUGGUCCACCGCAAGGUGGAUUUCAUCCUCCUUAUUGGCAACCAGGACCUCCAGGACCUCCAGCACCUCCCCAGAAUCGAAGAGAAAGGCCAUCAUCAUUCAGGGAUCGUCAGCGUUCACCUAUUGCACUUCCUGUGAAGCAGGAGCCUCCACAAAUUGACGCAGUAAAACGCAGGACUCUUCCCGCUUGGAUUCGCGAAGGUCUUGAAAAAAUGGAACGUGAAAAGCAGAAGAAAUUGGAGAAAGAAAGAAUGGAACAACAACGUUCACAAUUGUCCAAAAAAGAAAAAAAGGCCACAGAAGAUGCUGAAGGAGGGGAUGGCCCUCGUUUACCUCAGAGAAGUAAAUUUGAUAGUGAUGAGGAAGAAGAAGACACUGAAAAUGUUGAGGCUGCAAGUAGUGGGAAAGUCACCAGAAGUCCAUCCCCAGUUCCUCAAGAAGAGCACAGUGACCCUGAGAUGACUGAAGAGGAGAAAGAGUAUCAAAUGAUGUUGCUGACAAAAAUGCUUCUGACAGAAAUUCUGCUGGAUGUCACAGAUGAAGAAAUUUAUUACGUAGCCAAAGAUGCACACCGCAAAGCAACGAAAGCUCCUGCAAAACAGCUGGCACAGUCCAGUGCACUGGCUUCCCUCACUGGACUCGGUGGACUGGGUGGUUAUGGAUCAGGAGACAGUGAAGAUGAGAGGAGUGACAGAGGAUCUGAGUCAUCUGACACUGAUGAUGAAGAAUUACGGCAUCGAAUCCGGCAAAAACAGGAAGCUUUUUGGAGAAAAGAAAAAGAACAGCAGCUAUUACAUGAUAAACAGAUGGAAGAAGAAAAGCAGCAAACAGAAAGGGUUACAAAAGAGAUGAAUGAAUUUAUCCAUAAAGAGCAAAAUAGUUUAUCACUACUAGAAGCAAGAGAAGCAGACGGUGAUGUGGUUAAUGAAAAGAAGAGAACUCCAAAUGAAACCACAUCAGUUUUAGAACCAAAAAAAGAGCAUAAAGAAAAAGAAAAACAAGGAAGGAGUAGGUCGGGAAGUUCUAGUAGUGGUAGUUCCAGUAGCAAUAGCAGAACUAGUAGUACUAGUAGUACUGUCUCUAGCUCUUCAUACAGUUCUAGCUCAGGUAGUAGUCGUACUUCUUCUCGGUCUUCUUCUCCUAAAAGGAAAAAGAGACACAGUAGGAGUAGAUCUCCAACAAUCAAAGCUAGACGUAGCAGGAGUAGAAGCUAUUCUCGCAGAAUUAAAAUAGAGAGCAAUAGGGCUAGGGUAAAGAUUAGAGAUAGAAGGAGAUCUAACAGAAAUAGCAUUGAAAGAGAAAGACGACGAAAUCGGAGUCCUUCCCGAGAGAGACGUAGAAGUAGAAGUCGCUCAAGGGAUAGACGAACCAAUCGUGCCAGUCGCAGUAGGAGUCGAGAUAGGCGUAAAAUUGAUGAUCAACGUGGAAAUCUUAGUGGGAACAGUCAUAAGCAUAAAGGUGAGGCUAAAGAACAAGAGAGGAAAAAGGAGAGGAGUCGAAGUAUAGAUAAAGAUAGGAAAAAGAAAGACAAAGAAAGGGAACGUGAACAGGAUAAAAGAAAAGAGAAACAAAAAAGGGAAGAAAAAGAUUUCAAGUUCAGUAGUCAGGAUGAUAGAUUAAAAAGGAAACGAGAAAGUGAAAGAACAUUUUCUAGGAGUGGUUCUAUAUCUGUUAAAAUCAUAAGACAUGAUUCUAGACAGGAUAGUAAGAAAAGUACUACCAAAGAUAGUAAAAAACAUUCAGGCUCUGAUUCUAGUGGAAGGAGCAGUUCUGAGUCUCCAGGAAGUAGCAAAGAAAAGAAGGCUAAGAAGCCUAAACAUAGUCGAUCGCGAUCCAUGGAGAAAUCUCAAAGGUCUGGUAAGAAGGCAAGCCGCAAACACAAGUCUAAGUCCCGAUCAAGAUCAACAACCCCUCCCCGUCGUAAACGCUGAGGAAUGAUGUGGCAAGAAUGCCAUGAUGUUCUUUAAAAAAAUUCCAUGAGUUUUAAGGGCUUGUCUCAUUAUAGAGGCACAUUGUGGCUGUGUAGGUGAAACCAGAAUCUUUUUUUUUUUUUAAUCUGUAAAUAGGUGUACUUUUUCCAAUGCUGCUCCAAGUUACUUAAUAGGAUUUCUUUGUAUUACGUUUUUUUCAAAAAAUAUAGUGCAUAAUAAGACUAUAAACAUGCCAUUCUCUUUCAGCUGUAAUGUUCUUAAAAUUAUUCUUGAAUGUACUGUGAUGUCAAUAAAGCUCUUUAGUUCAUUUUUGUUAAA